UCUCUCUCUCUCUCUCUCUCUCUCUCUCUCUCUCUCUGUAAAUAUACAUACAAAAAAAGAGCGAGCAAUGGCUGCAAACAAAUUUGCAACAAUGUUGGACAACAACACAAACAACAUCACAUUAAUUCUCAUUUACACCUUACUCGAAUGGAUAUUAAUAAUCCUCCUCCUUGUCAACUCUGUUUUCUCCUAUUUGAUCAUCAAAUUCACUCAAUUCUUCGGUUUAAACCCUCCCUGUUUCGCCUGUGCACGAAUCAAUCGAAUUCAACACCAUCUCUGUGAGCUUCACUCAAAAGAAAUUUCUGAAUUGAAGUUCUGUUCAAAUCAUAAAAAACUAGCCGAAUUUCGUGACAUGUGUGAGAAUUGCUCAUCCUCUGAUCCGGGUCCGAAUAAUUUGAAUAAUCGGAAGUUAGCGGAACCGAGGAAUAUUGUGUUUUCGAAAGUCGAACGGAUUGAUGUGAUGCAGAUUGAUGGAGAAGGUGAAGUGGAUUUGAAGUGUUCUUGUUGUGGAGUGAAUUUCGAGAGGAAAUCUUCUUGUUUUGUGAUUCAUCCUUUAUGGGAUGUUAUGGAUAUUGCCCAGAAGGUGAAUUCGAUCGAUGAUUAUAUUGAGAAAAAGGUUUCGGAUGAUCGAAUUGGAUCAAAUUAUGAAGAAGAAUUUGAAACAGAGGAAACAGAGGAAACAGGGGAAACAGAGGAAAGAGAGGAAACAGGGGAACAUGAAGUUGAAAUUACUAGAGAAUUAAAUUCAAUUGAAGAGAAUUUGAUUCAAUUUGAAAACGGGGAAGAUUUAGAUUCACAGGAUCUUCAGUUUUUUACUGAAUACAGUGGAGAUAAGUUGUUUCCGUUUGAAUUAGCCGAUCAAAAAACAGAGGAACUUUCGAAUAGUAUUGAAGAAGAAGAUCAUGAAUUUGGGGAUUUUCAAGAGGCUAAGAUGAAUUUACAAGAAACUGUUGUUUUUCAUGAGAAUCUGAGUGAUUUGAUUGAUUUUGGUGAUGAAAAAGUUGCCACGAAUGAAGAAACUCAAAUCCGAUUAAUCGACACUGGAGAGGUUCAAGAGGAUGAUUCAGAUAGUCGUCAUCCAGCUCAUGAAGAAGAAGAAGUUGUGUCAAUAGGAACACAUAUUCCGGUUUUGGAUUCAUGUGAUGAGAUCAUACUCGAAGAACCUUCAACAGUUUAUGAUUCUUUGCAUUCAAAUAUUGAAAAUGAUUGUGAAAAGGCUCAAGAAGAAGAAAAUGUAGGGGAUUUGAAGAACUUGAGUGUAAAGAUAGAAGAGAUUGAGGAAGAGAGAGCUCCGGAUACACCGUCGGGUAUGCAUAGUCCGAAUCCAUUUCACAAGAAGUGGUUGAUCCCCAAGGCAGGGGCGGAAGAGUCUUUUGACGGAAGUGUGAUUAGUGAAACGGACAAUGGUGAUCCGGUGAACACGGCCGAGAAGCUCAAAUCGGCUUUAAAAGCCGAGCGGAAAGCGUUACGUGAUUUAUACUUAGAAUUGGAGGAAGAGAGGAAUGCUUCGGCUGUGGCCGCUAAUGAGACUAUGGCUAUGAUAAACCGGCUUCAAGAAGAGAAGGCGGCGAUGCAAAUGGAGGCGUUACAAUAUCAACGAAUGAUGGAAGAACAGUCGGAAUACGAUCAAGAAGCUUUACAACUCUUAAAUGAACUUAUGAUGAAGAAGGAAAAGGAAUUGGAAUCGUAUCGAAAGAAAGUGUUGGAAUACAAGGCGAAAGAGAAGAUGAAAACGUCUUCGGUUUCCGAGGACGACGAAGGGUCAUCAGUCGACUUGUAUCAUGUAACCGAAGAUGCAAAUACCCUUGACGUGGAUCGAAAAAUUCAACAUGCGCAUACACCCAUUGAUUCCGUUUUGGAUUUGGAAUCGACAUUAGCCGACUUCGAGGAAGAGCGGAUUUCGAUUCUUGAGCAAUUGAAGUUCUUAGAAGAGAAGCUUGUGGCAUUGAGUGAUGAAGAGGAUCAACAUUUUGCUAAUGUAAGGGUAAUAGAGGAUCACUAUGAAGAGACCAACGCUAUAGGUUUUAGUUUUAGUGGUCAAGUUAUUGAAUGUACCACAAACAACGGAUUUGUGAGAACCAGAAAACAAGCAAUGGGGAAACAACUUCUCCCUCUUUUUGACGUGGCGGAAGACGAUGUGACGGUUAGAAACGGAUACGAAAAUGGAUUCCAUCCUUCUAAGUUUGAAGACACGGCUGUCAUGAGAUUUGAACUCGAGAAGAAGCGAAUAGAUAUGGAAGAGGAAAUAGAUCAACUCCACGUAAGGCUACAAGCCCUAGAGGCGGAUAGAGAGUUUUUAAAACAUUGCAUCGGAUCGAUGAAAAAAGGCGAUAAAGGGAUGGAAGUACUUCUAGAAAUCUUGCAUCAUUUACGAGACCUUCGAGACGUGAAUCUUCGAGCAAAGAGUUACACCGAGAAUGUCCUCUUAUAAGAUUCAUUACAAAUCUAUAUACGGGUCAAAAAGUGGUGAAUCAUGGAAGAGAAGUCCUUGGAGGCACAUUGUUGUGGGGUUUCCUUUAUUCCAUAUAUGGCCUUGUGCUAUAGCAUGUUUCUUAAAGCAUCAAGGGUUUUUGAGUCAUUUCAUCUCCACUUUUAAAGGGAAAAAGGAGGAGGAUGAUGAUGGUUGCGAGUGAUUAGGAUAGUGAGGUUUAGAAAGAAAGAAGACAAAAAAAAGUUAGGGUGAGAAAAGUUACCAUUUUCACAAUGAUUUAGUUUCAAGUUGAGUAAAGUUAACUUGUUAACUUGUGUAUGUCCGUUAAUACAUGUGUUAUAUGUUGUUUUAUUUUGUAUGUUUUACCUUUUUCUUACAUGUAUUAUAAGAUUGUAUUAUAUAACAUAAUGUUACACACUAUGUUGUAUUAUAUUCUUUUAUAAUAUGAUGGGAUAAAGAUAAGACAUACAAUGGUGGACAACAUAUCCAAGUUGUUUUGAUUGUUGACAGUUAGGUGUAGGAAAAUUUCAAAAUUUUGGAAUUUUUUUUCUUUAAAAUUUGUCUUUGGAGUAGGAAGAAAGGGCAAGGGUCCUAUUCCUUAUAUUUUAUGUGUCCUUUUGUAAGUAUAUAAAGUCUGUUCUUUUGUUUGGAA
Helianthus annuus (common sunflower) is the source of this 3083-nucleotide messenger RNA. RefSeq names its product myosin-binding protein 2. NCBI's taxonomy places the organism in Eukaryota, Viridiplantae, Streptophyta, Magnoliopsida, Asterales, Asteraceae. The coding region runs from base 68 to 2431 and encodes 787 amino acids. The transcript has 4 exons. Gene Ontology annotation, molecular function: myosin binding. The record is from RefSeq and is a predicted model, not a curated record.